AUGCUGAACCUUAAAGGAAGAACGAGCCUGAACAAGCCAUUCGUAGAUGUCAAAGGAAAUAGUUUCUUGGAUAACAUGAAUCGGAGCAAAGAAGCUGAGAAGCCAAGUUUCACAGACCUUCCACUAUGCCUCUUGGAAAUAACAUUUGAAGCUUCCGCUGUCUGCAGAACAUGGUGUGAAGCCGGUCUAUAUGUUCAGUUGGUAGACAAGCCUCCUCCGGUUAUGUGCUUACCUAAACGUGGAAACUUGUUCGAACUCUAUGAUCCAUUGCAACAGAAGACGUACACGCUGAAUUUACCAGAGAUAGUGAAUUCCACGGUGUGUUAUGCGCAAAACUGUUUCAAACAGAAUGUUCUUCUUCAUCCCAUUUACUCGUAA
Molecule: messenger RNA, 378 nt
Organism: Eruca vesicaria subsp. sativa (arugula)
Lineage: Eukaryota; Viridiplantae; Streptophyta; Magnoliopsida; Brassicales; Brassicaceae
Source: the annotation of a GenBank genome assembly